Monopterus albus (swamp eel) is the source of this 3296-nucleotide messenger RNA. It is a transcript of the gene pak5, whose product is annotated as p21 protein (Cdc42/Rac)-activated kinase 5. Bases 228 to 2576 code for a protein of 782 amino acids. Gene Ontology annotation, molecular function: ATP binding; protein serine/threonine kinase activity. Gene Ontology annotation, biological process: cytoskeleton organization; apoptotic process; protein phosphorylation. NCBI's taxonomy places the organism in Eukaryota, Metazoa, Chordata, Actinopteri, Synbranchiformes, Synbranchidae. The transcript has 12 exons. The record is from RefSeq and is a predicted model, not a curated record.
GUAGUAGCAGCAGCUCGCUGGGGGGUUGCAGAGGGUCCUGAAUCUGAUUUGUCUAUUUGCUCCUCUAGGGAAUCAUUGGCUUAUAAUUCAGCAGUCAUGGUUCAGGCAGGGGAGUCAUUGUACAUGUUUUGCUGAAAGAAAAUUGAGGCACAUAAUGGAUUUAUCAGGAGUACAACUGACAUCAAAGCACAUAUGAGGAGGCGCUGAUUGUCCUGAACUGUCUCGCCAUGACUUAUCCAGAGCAAUGUAAUUGGCUGAAAGAAGCCAUCGGUUUGUUCCCAGGUUUGCCAGGGUUUUCCAGCAUGUUUGGAAAGAAGAAAAAGCGGCUGGAGAUCUCAGCUCCAUCUAACUUUGAGCACCGGGUCCACACAGGCUUUGACCCGCGGGAGCAGAAGUUCACGGGCCUGCCGCAGCAAUGGCAGAGCCUCCUGGCCGACACUGCCAACCGCCCCAAGCCCAUGGUGGACCCUUCUUACAUCACCCCCAUCCAGCUAGCGCCAAUGAAGAUAUCUCCCAAGAAAGUCCGGUCAUCCGAAUCACCGUUGCCCAAAACCAUUGUUCGAGGGAACCGGCCGCCCAAAGACGCAUCUAUCAACGGCCUGCUGGAGGAGUUUGACAACAUCUCAGUAACGCGCUCCAACUCCCUGCGUAAAGAGAGCCCACCGGGACCCCACCAGGCUGGAAGCAGCACCAAACCCUUGGGUAGCGGUCAUCUUAAUGCCCCAGAGGAAAAUGGAUUCAGUCACUACUAUUCCCGAUACUCCUGUGAUCUUGACACCUCCAGCAGGGACUUCUCUCAGGAUCCUGGCAAGCCAGGCUUUUCCAUUGAUGGGGACUGGGCUGCCGGAAGGCACUAUCGAUUCACUAAGCAGAAUGGCCACUCACACCCCAUACGUAGCCCCUUCUACCCAGAUGCCAUGCCCCAAAAAUCAGACUAUGGCAAGCUGCCCCCAGACUACCACACCUACCUGGAGAGCAAAGGGCGCUCAGCCGAUGAGGUGGCCUCCACAGUAGGGAGUGGGGUGGGCUCCAGUGGCUACUAUCGGGCAUCUGUGGGUGGCUCAUCCAGCCAGGACUACCGGGACACCUCAGUAGGCACGCCAUCUCGUGCCUCGCUCCAUAGUGAGCAGAUCAUCUACCCAGACAGUGAAUGGAGCUACGGCGGCCUCCGGGAUGAGUAUGAAAAGCGACCCAAGAGUUCGUAUGUGACACAGACCAGCCCCACGCCAGCUAUCAGGCAGCGGUCUCGGUCAGGCUCUGGGCUGCAGGAGCCAAAUGUCCCCUAUGCAGCAAGUGGGGCUUUCAAGAACCCUCCUCAGGCCCACCCAUACAGCUCGUACACCUACCCUCGCCUCUCAGAGAGUCUCGCUAACUCACAGACUAUAGCUAAGGGCGAGUACGAUCGUCCAUCACGUGACAGCAGUCCCCAGGUUACGGGUGGUGACACCUACCCCCGAGGGCCUCUUAAGCUACCUCAGAGCCACACCAAGCCACCUGGCUACCCCCCAGUGCACCUGCCCUACCCCCCUGUCUUUCACCAUUUCAAACCCUCGCCCUACCAUCAUCCCCCCUCCCAGCCCAGCCCACCAUACACCCCUCAGGGGGCUUAUUCACAGCCUUCAUCACCCUACAUCCCCCCGGGAGCCUACCCGCCCCCUUCCUGGGGGUCCAGCUCUGAUACGCAGCCCUCCAGAGUCUCUCAUGAACAGUUCAGAGCUGCACUUCAGCUGGUGGUCAACCCAGGUGACCCCCGGGAAUACCUGGACAGCUUUAUAAAGAUUGGCGAGGGCUCCACGGGUAUCGUGUGCAUCGCCAGCGAGAAACACAGUGGAAAGCAGGUGGCUGUGAAGAAGAUGGACCUCAGGAAACAGCAAAGGAGAGAACUGCUCUUUAAUGAGGUGGUGAUCAUGAGGGACUACCAUCAUGAGAAUGUGGUCGACAUGUACAACAGCUACCUGGUGGGGGACGAGCUGUGGGUUGUAAUGGAGUUUCUUGAGGGCGGGGCACUCACUGACAUUGUGACUCACACCAGGAUGAAUGAGGAGCAGAUUGCUACAGUGUGUUUGUCGGUGCUGAGGGCUCUGUCCUACCUGCACACACAGGGUGUCAUCCACCGCGACAUCAAGAGCGACUCCAUUCUCCUGACCAGUGAUGGCAGGAUCAAGCUAUCAGACUUUGGUUUUUGUGCCCAAGUUUCCAAAGAGGUGCCCAAGAGGAAGUCCCUUGUGGGCACACCCUACUGGAUGGCACCAGAGGUCAUCUCUAGACUGCCUUAUGGGACUGAGGUUGAUAUCUGGUCUUUAGGUAUCAUGGUGAUUGAGAUGGUAGAUGGAGAGCCCCCUUACUUCAACGAGCCCCCUCUGCAGGCCAUGAGGAGGAUACGAGACAACCUGCCCCCGCGGCUGAAAGAGUCACACAAGGUAUCCACGGUGCUGCGGUCCUUCCUGGACCUGAUGCUGGUGAGGGAGCCCUUUCAGAGAGCCACAGCCCAGGAACUCCUACAGCAUCCCUUCCUCAAGCUGUCGGGACCCCCUUCCUGCAUCGUCCCCCUCAUGAGGCACUACCGCCACCGCUGACCCACUGGCCCAAACCCACCCUCUUUUACACUAAAAACCACACACAUACUGUGCACACACUACCAGGGUGGCGCUGCCCUCACCCAGCCAAAACACCCCACCACUCAGUGGCACGCCAUUAACACUCACACCUGUAACCGUGUCGUAGAUUAGACAAAGGAAUAUCUAAGAAAUACAUUAAAAACACACACACAAAAGAGAAAAGAAGAAAAAUAUUGUCUAUUUUGAAACUAUGAACUGGAGUAGAAGAGUGGUGUACUGUACCAGAGGAACUCACUAGACAUCCAGUAGAACUGUGUGGGCUGGCUUACCCUGCUGCAGUCUUCUCUCUUCCUAGACUGUGAAUCCAUGUAGAUUUGUAGUCGUCAUCAGCAAGAGCUUUAGUGCAGCAAGCUGCUGACCAGAUGGAGAGGCCCUAGGGACCGGCACGCUGCUCCAGAGCAGAGCAGAGCAGCAAUGGGCAGAACAAUCAGCUGUGUGUGGAGAGAGGGGUUUCUGACUGGCGAUGACUGUCGUACAGCUGCUGGGUGAAGGGCAGGCUGCCGCUCAGCUGGUUAAACAGAGACAUACUCUCUUAUCUCUCCUCUCACACCCUAACAAUGAAAAUGUAUUUUAGAGAAACUUGUAAGUUUUUCUGUACAGUUUUGAUAAUUUGCAGUAUUUUAUCGUGUCGUAACCAUUGUGAUAUGAGCAGUAUUAAUUAAAUAGACUUUCUGCAGA